GAAGCAGACGUUCAAAACUUCCAAACCCACCUUUCUGGAAAUCCACCCAAAACCUCCCUCUGACACCAUGGUCAACUCCUGUUGUGGCUCCGUCUGCUCUGAGCAGGGCUGUGGCCAGGAGACUUGUUGCCGCCCCAGCUGCUGCCAGACCACCUGCUGCAGGACCACCUGCUGUCGCCCCAGCUGCUGUGGCUCCAGCUGCUGCCAGCCUUGCUGCCGCCCCAGCUGCUGCCAGACCACCUGCUGCAGGACCACCUGCUGUCGCCCCAGCUGCUGUGGCUCCAGCUGCUGCCAGCCUUGCUGCCGCCCCACCUGCUGCCAGACCACCUGCUGCAGGACCACUUGCUGCCGCCCCAGCUGCUGUGGUUCCAGCUGCUGUGGUUCCAGCUGCUGCCGCCCCAGCUGCUGCAUCUCUAGCUGCUGCCGCCCCUGCUGUGGGGGUUCCAGCUGCUGUGGCUCCAGCUGCUGCCAGCCUUGCUGCCGCCCCACCUGCUGCCAGACCACCUGCUGCCGGACCACCUGCUGCCGCCCCAGCUGCUGUGUGUCCAGCUGCUGCCGCCCCUGCUGUGGGGGCUCCAGCGGCUGUGGCUCGAAUUGCUGUGGCUCCAGCUGCUGCCAGCCUUGCUGCCGCCCCACCUGCUGCCAGACCACCUGCUGCCGGACCACCUGCUGCCGCCCCACCUGCUGUGUGUCCAGCUGCUGCCGCCCCUGCUGUGGGGGCUCCAGCGGCUGUGGCUCGAAUUGCUGUGGCUCCAGCUGCUGCCAGCCUUGCUGCCGCCCCACCUGCUGCCAGACCACCUGCUGCCGGACCACCUGCUGCCGCCCCACCUGCUGUGUGUCCAGCUGCUGCCGCCCCAGCUGUUGCUAGACCCCCUGCCACCACCCCCCCCACCUGCUCUAGUGGCUCUUGCUGCUGCUGAGUGCCCUGACCUGCACCCUGCUGUUUUCAUCAGCCAAUCUCCUUCAUGUCGCAGUCCAACUGGGAGCUGAAUCAUGUGAGGCCAACUGUAAAACCUCAGUUCCCAGUGAUUUUUCAACCGCUUGGCCUUGGAAUAUACCUCCCUACCGCCCACUCCCUCCUCACCGCCUUGUUACUAACUCCACCCCAAAUCACUACAAAGAUUGUAUUAUCUGAUAUAUGUUAACAUGCCAUUCUGAUUGAUGUAUCAGCUACUGCCAGAUUUUCUGAUAUGGAGAUGUUUCUGUGUGUCAAAUAAAUCUUGAUUUUCCAGGCAUAAAUAUAA
This is a messenger RNA of Leopardus geoffroyi (Geoffroy's cat), 1244 nucleotides long. Its product is annotated as keratin-associated protein 4-12-like. NCBI's taxonomy places the organism in Eukaryota, Metazoa, Chordata, Mammalia, Carnivora, Felidae. The transcript has a single exon. The record is from RefSeq and is a predicted model, not a curated record. The coding region runs from base 68 to 868 and encodes 266 amino acids. Gene Ontology annotation, cellular component: keratin filament.